AUGGCAACCACGAAUCUCCAGCCUGAUACUAUGAAAUCUGUAUAUCCCACCAUCGAUGCCUCGACUACCUUGCAGCAAAGCGCUAAGGGCAAGGUAGUGAUGAUUACCGGAGCUGGCCGUGGUAUCGGACAAGCCAUUGCAAUCGCGUUUGCCCAGGCCUCGGCAGCUAAACUUAUCCUGACCGCCCUUGAGGAGUCAGAGCUGGAAGAGAGUCGACAGAAAGUCCAGGAGAUCAAACCGGACAUCCAAGUGUUCUCGCGCGCGCUUGACGUCCGAAGCAACGCGGAUGUGGACACCUUCGUCUCAGAAGCCGCUGCUUGGGCCGGGAAUCGCAUCGAUGUUCUCUGUUGCAAUGCCGGCAUAAGCCCGCCCCUAGUGCCCAUCGCGAGUGGCGAUCCUGAUCGAUGGUGGAUGGGCCUUGAGGUCAACCUCAAGGGCGUCUACCUCUUUUCGCGCCACGUCUUGCCUAUCAUGCUGGCCCAGCGGGCCGGCCAGAUUAUCAUCACGGCGUCUCGGGCAGCGACACGUGCAGACGACAAGAUGUCCAGCUACCAGAUAUCUAAGCUGGCUGCCACGCGCCUCUGCGAAUGCAUCCACAAGGAGAACCACGAAAUGGGCAUUCGAUGUUUUGCCACCCACCCGGGGGGUAUUGUCACGCGCUUGCUGACAGACUUGGAGACCAAAGAGACCGAACCGUGGGCGCCCGAGGCAGUCAAGAUGAUCCGGCCCAACUUGCGCGAGGAGAUGUCCCUACCAGGUAACUCGUGUGUGCUUCUCGCAUCAGGGCAGGUGGACUUUCUGAGCGGGAGAUAUGUAGACAUGACGAUAAGUUUCGACGAUCUUAUACGAGAGAAGGAGGCAAUUGAGGACCAUGACCUGUUCAAAAUCGGGGUUGGGCUUAAUUGGUUGUCGUCGGGGGGUGUUGUCCCAUUCUAG
Molecule: messenger RNA, 936 nt
Organism: Fusarium tjaetaba
Lineage: Eukaryota; Fungi; Ascomycota; Sordariomycetes; Hypocreales; Nectriaceae
Exons: 2
Coding region: 1-936 (311 amino acids)
Molecular function (GO): oxidoreductase activity, acting on the CH-OH group of donors, NAD or NADP as acceptor
Source: RefSeq, a predicted model, not a curated record